AUGGCGGUCAAAUUGGUUGGUAGUGCUCUUCUUUCUGCUUUCCUUCAGGUCACAUUCGAAAAGCUAGCUUCUGAAAUUGAAGCCUACUUUCAAGGAAGAAAACUCAACGGAAAGCUAUUGAAGAGGCUCAAUAUCACACUACUGUCCAUCAAUGCUGUGGUCGAUGAUGCAGAACAAAAACAGAUAAAAGAUCGACACGUGAAAACAUGGCUUGAUGCUGUCAAAGAUGCUGUGUUUGAAGCAGAGGAUAUCUUGGAUGAAAUUGACAUCGAAGUUUCUAGAUGUAAGCUGGAAGCGGAACCACCGUCUCGUACUAGCAAGGUAUGGAACUUCUUUAAUGCUUCUUCCAGUUCGUUUGACAAAGAAUUUGAAUAUAGGUUGCAAGAAAUAUUCAACAACAUAGACUAUCUUGCUAGCAAAACGGAUAUACUUGGUUUGAAAAAGACUGGUACUAGUAGUAGUUUUAGUGUUGUAUCGGAUAGUCAUGUGUUGCGAAAAUUGCCAUCAACAUCUUUGCUGGUUGAUUCUCAUAUUUAUGGCAGAGAUGUUGACAAGGAGACUAUCUGUAAUUGGCUGACAUCUGACGUUGAGAUUGAUAACUAUCAACUGUCAGUUGUUUCUAUAGUUGGCAUGGGUGGGAUGGGUAAGACCAUGAUUGCUCAAUACUUAUACAACGAUCCAGAGAUGGAAGGAAAAUUUGAUGUCAAAGCUUGGACAUGUGUGUCAGAAGAAUUUGAUGUUUUCAAGGUAACGAGAGCUAUUCUUGAGGGUAUCACUGGAUCAAUGGAUGAUAGUAGAGACCUAAAUAUGGUCCAAGAAAGGUUGAAGGAAAAAUUGACUGCGAAAAGAUUUCUUCUUGUUUUGGAUGACCUUUGGAACGAAAGACGUGACCAAUGGGAAGCUUUACAGAUUCCUUUUAAUUUUGGGGCUCAAGGAAGCAAAAUUCUUGUGACUACCCGUAGUCUCAAAGUUGCCUCAACCACCCGGUCAAGUAGAAUACAUCAGCUAGAGCAAUUAAAAAAAGAACAUUGUUGGAAGUUAUUUUCCAAACACGCAUUUCUUGAUGAUAAUCCUCUCAUAGAUUCUGACUUUAAGGAAAUUGCUAAAGAGAUAAUUGAAAAAUGCCAAGGAUUACCUCUAUCCUUGAAAACAAUUGGAAGUCUCUUGUACAGAAAAUCAUCUUUGCUGGAAUGGGAAGGUAUAUUGGCUAGCAAGAUAUGGGACUUACGAGAAGAGGAGAGCAACAUCAUUCCUGCAUUCAUAUUGAGUUAUCAUCACCUUCCUUCUCAUCUCAAGAGAUGUUUUGCUUUUUGUGCCUUAUUUCCAAAAAAAUUUGUAUUUGAAAAUGUGCAUUUAGUUUUAUUUUGGAUGGCUGAGAAUUUUCUUCAAUGCCCUCAUCAGAAUAUGAGUAUGGAAGAAGUUGGUGAACAGUACUUCAAUGAACUAUUUUGGAGGUCAUUUUUUCAGAUAUCAAGGCAAUAUGAGAUGGAUUUUAUAAUGCAUGACCUUCUCAAUGAUUUGACAAAAUAUGCAUGUGGGGAUUUUUACUUCACAUUUAAUGAUGAAGAAUCGCAUAUUUUAAGAAAUACAUUUAAACCAUCCAAAGUAUUUGAGACAUUACCCAAUGCUAAUAGAUUACGCACUUAUCUACCAUUAAGUACCUGCGAUACUUCAUCAAACUACCGGAUGUCCAGCACAUUAAUGCAGGAGUUAUUCUCAAAGUUUAAAUUCUUCCGUGUAUUGUCGUUGUCUGGAUGCUCUUUUGAGAAUGAGUUGCCUGACUCCAUAGGGAAUCUCAAGCAUCUCCGUUAUCUAGACCUUUCUUUUACUUUCAUAGAAAAGCUACCUGAUUCAGUGUGCUCUCUCUAUAAUUUGCAAAUACUGAAGUUGAGAAAUUGUUGGUGUUUAAAAGAGUUGCCCUUGAAUUUACACAAACUCACUAAUUUGCAGUAUCUUGAUUUUAGUGGAACUAUAGUGAGAAAAAUGCCAAGGGAUAUGGAGAAACUAAAGAAUCUUCAUGUACUAAGUUCGUUUUAUGUGGAAAAAGGUAGCGAGGCCAAUAUCAAGCAGUUAGGAGAACUCAAUCUUCAUGAAAAAUUUUCAAUUUCAAAUCUUCAAAACAUUAUAAAUCCUUCCCAUUCCAAGGCAGCAAAUUUUAAAAAUAAAAUACACUUUGUGAAGCUAGAGUUAGAAUGGAAUGCAAAGAGGGAUGAUUCAGAGAAAGAAAGAGAAUUGUUUGAGAAACUACAAGCUUUCAAAAAAUUGAGAGAGUUGUCAAUCAAUAGCUAUGGUGGUACACGUUUUCCAGAAUGGUUUGGAAAUAGUAAUUCAUUUUUUAAUGUAGUGUCCUUAAAGUUGAGUAAUUGUGAAAAUAUUGUGUUAUUACCUCCACUUGGAAUUUUGCCAUCUCUCAAGAAACUGUGGAUCACAGGGCUAUCUGGGAUAGUGGUUAUUGGUAGUGCGUUUUAUGGAAAUGGGAGUAGCUCUUUUGAUAUUAUUCCAUUUGUAUCCUUGCUAACCUUAAGUUUUAAAGAUAUGAAGGGAUGGGAAAAAUGGGAUUGUAAAACUGUGUCGGGUGCUUUUCCAUGUCUCCAAAAACUUUCAAUUCAAAACUGUCCGAAUCUAAAAGAGUGUUUGCCUGUGCAACUUCCCUGUUUAAUGAAGCUUGAAAUUUCUUAUUGCCAGCGGCUUGUGACUUCUGUUUCAUUUGCUCCAGCCAUUCAUAAGUUAGAGCUAUUUAAUUGUGGAAAGCUGCAACUUGAUUAUCAUCCAGCUGCUUUGCAAAUUCUCAAGAUUGGUGGCAAUUGCAUGGGAGAAAUGUUGCCUGAAUGGAUUGGACAUACCUUAUCUCAUGCCCCUCUCGUAUCACUCGAAAUUACAGAUUUCCCAACUCUGACUAUUCCCCUAGGUUGUUGCUAUAAUUUCCUUCGAUAUUUGGGUAUAGACGGUAGCUGUGACUCUCUAAGGACCUUUCCGUUGGAUUUUUUCCCAGAACUACAGUCACUCUCAAUUGUAAACUGUAGUAGUCUUGAAAUGAUUUUACAGGAGUGUGAUCAUAGACUUUCACGACUGGAGAUUUUUGAUUGUCCUAAAUUUGUAUCGUUUCCCAAAGGGGGAUUCUUUGCGCCCAAUCUUAAGUAUUUUGAAAUUUGCGAAUUGGAGAAUUUAAAAUCAUUGCCUGAAUGCAUGAACACUCUCUUUCCAUCUCUUACUAACCUAACUAUAGAAAAGUGUUCACAAUUAGAGUCAUUUCCUGAUGGAGGUUUGCCAUCAAGCCUAGAGUACUUGCAUCUGAACACUUGUUCUAAACUUCUCGUCACCUCAUUGAAACGGGCUUUGGGAAUCAACACUUCUCUAAUUUAUCUGCAUAUUGGAAAAGUAGACUUGGUGUCUUUUCCCGAUCAAGGGUUUCUUCCCCUCUCUCUUACUUCUUUGUAUAUCUCUGAUUGUGUGAAUCUUAAAAAACUGGACUACAGAGGUCUCUGCCACCCCUCCUCUCUUGAAGAACUGCAUCUUGCUGACUGCCACAAUCUUCAAUGUUUACCAGUGGAGGGUCUGCCUAAAUCCAUUUCAACCCUACAAAUUACGAAUUGUUUCUUGCUCAAACAGCAAUGCAUGAAACCUAAUGGUGAAGAUUGGGGGAAGAUUUCUCACAUUCAAUCCGUGAAGAUCGAUUACAUUUUGAUGACUUGA
Lathyrus sativus (Indian pea) is the source of this 3693-nucleotide messenger RNA. The record is from the annotation of a GenBank genome assembly. NCBI's taxonomy places the organism in Eukaryota, Viridiplantae, Streptophyta, Magnoliopsida, Fabales, Fabaceae.